This is a messenger RNA of Closterium sp. Yama58-4, 1092 nucleotides long. The record is from the annotation of a GenBank genome assembly. NCBI's taxonomy places the organism in Eukaryota, Viridiplantae, Streptophyta, Zygnematophyceae, Desmidiales, Closteriaceae.
AUGGACGAGGUGUUCACUCACUUUAUGGAGCAACUUAACACGGCCAUGUAUGCAGAGGGCCGGAACAUCGUCAUUCUGAUGGACAACGCAAGCAGCCACGUGCUCAAGACGGAAGGCGCCGAGACGGAGGACCUCUUUGGGUUCCGCACGCGCAAGCUCAGCAACUUGCGCAUUGUUUACCUGCCGCCCAACACCACGUGCUUCACCCAGCCCCUCGAUCAGGGGAUCAUUGCUACGGCGAAGGCGAGGUAUCGGGCGCACUGGCUGACUGCGUUCACUGCGCAGUGGGCAGAGAGCGGCGCCACGUCGGCGAUGGCUCGGUACAAGCCGAACCUCCGCGACGUGCUCGCCUGGCUGCUCGAUGCAUUGAUGAACAUCGAGCGUCGCACCAUUCAGCGCUGCUGGUGGCGCACCGAGUGCCUCCCGCGUGCAUGGGAGAUGCAGCUUGAGCAUGUGGUCAACGGCGGCAACGGCGGCAACGGCGGCCCCACCGAGCUCGAAGAGGCAGUGGGCGACGUGGGGAUCCUCAUCGAUCGCCUUGCCCUCGGCCCGUCGGCGAUGCCUGCCACGGACUUCGUACGCAUCGACGAAAAUCAGCCGACUUGCACCGAGCCGGGCGAGGACCCGCUGGCUACGGAGCCGCCGUCCUUGCCGCCUGCCGAGAUGUGGGAUGCCCCGGCCAGCAUGCAAGUCGUCUAUGACGACGCCAAUCCGGCUUGCCACGAGGCACGGCGCUACGCCCGCGCCGCAAGCGAGAUGCUCAUCGGCUACGCGAAGUCCACCGGCAUCACACCACGUGACCUCUGCGCGCUGUUCGACAUCCGCAACCCCAUCAUCAGGGCCCGGAUGGAGCGCGCAAGUCCGGCGCUCAACCUGAACAGCACCCCGCCUCCCGCAAUGCCCCUGGGCGCCACCCCGCCGGCUGAGACACCUCGUCGCCGUGGGCGUGUGCUGCCGGCGUGGAUGACGGCGCCGACCUCGGAGUGGGUCACUCUGGCUCGGCAGGCGGCUCGCCGCCAGGAGCUCAUCGACGGAGGAGCGCCGGUUGUGAUGGGCGGCUUCCUGGAUGCCGCCGAGUGGAUGCGGCUGUGA